Molecule: messenger RNA, 2055 nt
Organism: Rhinocladiella mackenziei CBS 650.93
Lineage: Eukaryota; Fungi; Ascomycota; Eurotiomycetes; Chaetothyriales; Herpotrichiellaceae
Product: transketolase
Exons: 7
Coding region: 1-2055 (684 amino acids)
Biological process (GO): pentose-phosphate shunt
Cellular component (GO): cytosol
Molecular function (GO): transketolase activity
Source: RefSeq, a predicted model, not a curated record
AUGGGGUACACAGAUCUCGAUUGGAAGGCCAUCAACACCAUUCGACUACUUGCGGUCGAUGCCACUCUAAAGGCAAACAGCGGCCAUCCGGGCGCUCCCAUGGGGUUGGCCCCGGCGGCCCACGUCCUGUUCAACAAAUUCAUGACCUUCAACCCCAAAAAUCCUGACUUCAUCAAUCGCGACCGAUUUGUCCUCUCGAAUGGCCAUGGUUGCAUGUUGCAAUAUGCUCUCCUCCACCUGUUCGGCUAUGCCAUCUCGAUGGAUGAUUUGAAGCACUUCCGACAAGUCGAUAGUAUCACUCCAGGCCAUCCUGAAGCUCAUGAUACCCCCGGGAUUGAAGUCACCACUGGUCCUCUCGGUCAAGGUUUCACCAACGCAGUUGGUUUGGCCAUUGCUCAAGCUCACACUGCCGCUGUCUUCAACAAGCCCGGAUAUGACCUCAUCAACAACUACACCUAUUGUAUCUUCGGCGAUGGCUGUGCCAUGGAAGGUGUCGCGAGCGAGGCCGCUUCUACUGCUGGACAUCUGCAGUUGGGCAACCUGAUUUGCAUUUAUGACGACAACCAUAUUUCCAUUGAUGGUGACACCAAAGUCGCCUUCACUGAAGACGUCGAGAAGCGAUUCGAAGCCUAUGGCUGGCAUGUUCAACAUGUCAAGGACGGAGAUCACGAUCUGGAGGGGAUCGAAGCUGCCAUCGCCAAGGCAAAAGAAGCCAAAGACAAACCAUCCAUGAUCAAAUUGACAACCACUAUUGGCUUCGGCUCCAAGCUUCAAGGCACCGGCGGUGUGCAUGGCAAUCCUCUGAAGGCCGAUGACGCGAAACAAGUCAAGGUCAAGUUUGGUUUUAAUCCUGAAGAGUCCUUUGUCGUGCCUCAAGAGGUCUACGAUCUGUAUCACAAGCACGCUGCUGAAGGUGCUGCUGCUGAGGAAGCUUGGAAUGAGCUAUUCAAGAAAUAUUCGGCUGAAUACAAGGAUUUGGGCUCUGACUUCGGCCGUCGUUUGGCGAAGAAGCUACCGGAGGGAUGGGAGAAGAAAUUGCCCGCAUACAAGCCUACGGAUGCCCCUGUUGCCUCGCGGAAGCUUUCUGAGAAGGUCUUGGAGGACAUUCAUGAGGUUAUUCCCGAGCUCUUGUCAGGCUCUGCAGACUUGACGGGAAGCAACAACACCCGAUGGAAGAAUGCUGUCGACUUCCAACCUCCCUCACUUGGAAUCGGGGACUGGUCCGGACGCUAUCUUCGAUAUGGUGUUCGAGAACACGGAAUGGCUGGCAUCAUGAACGGCAUUUCUGCGUAUGGUACUCUGAUCCCGGCCGGGGGUACUUUCUUGAACUUUGUAUCGUACGCAGCUGGAGCGGUUCGUCUAUCAUCGCUCUCACACCAGCGAGUCAUCUACAUCGCUACCCACGACUCGAUCGGUCUCGGUGAGGAUGGCCCAACUCAUCAGCCAAUCGAGACACUAGUUCACUUCCGAGCACUCCCCAACAUGAUGGUGUGGCGACCUGCCGAUGGGAACGAGACUUCUGCGGCGUACUAUAUGGCCCUGACAUCCACAUCGACUCCAUCUAUUCUGGCCUUGACGAGACAGAACCUCCCUCAUCUCGAAAACUCCACGAUAGAGAACGCGAUCAAGGGUGGUUAUGUUGCUCUUGAGGCCGAGAAUGCUGAUGUCACCCUUGUGUCGACUGGUUCCGAGGUCGCUAUCUGCAUUGAAGCUGUCAAGGUUCUGAAGGACCAGUACGGCGUCACCACCCGGGUUGUCUCAAUGCCUUGCACAGAAGUGUUCGAUGCCCAGCCCAAGGAGUACCAGCUCAAGGUGAUCCCAGACGGCAUUCCAGCCAUGUCUGUUGAGGUCAUGUCUACUCUUGGUUGGGAGAAGUACUCGCACGAGCAAUUUGGCCUGAACCGAUUCGGUGCCUCCGGCCCUUAUAAGGACGUUUACAAGAAAUUCGAAUUCACUCCCGAGGGCAUUGCCAAGCGGGCCGCCGCCACUGUUGAUUUCUACAAGGGUCUCAAACCUCGAUCCCCAAUCAAUCGUGCUUUCCAACAACUUAUCUAG